AUGUCUCUCCGCAUCGCACCCCCCAGCGGCCACCGCACCUCCACCUCGAACACCUCAACCCGGCAACAAACCCCCUAUAGCGCCCCGCGACCAUCGAAGGGUGCCCCCUCAGCUCCCGGUCUUCCCGACACCCUCCGUAACAAGAUCACUCUCCCCGCCAGCGCCACCGCCUCCUCGACCAACAGCCCAGCCGCCAGCGAUGUCCCGUCAUCGGGCCACCCGCUCGAGGCCCGACUCCUCGCCUGGCGCGCCACCCAAGAUGCAAUGAAGAUGGAGUCACUGCGCCGGGCAUACGGCAUCGCUGAGCCCGUCCGCCGCGGCAUGGAGCUGAAGAUCGUUCGGGAUGGGACCUUUCGCCCUGCCGUGCUAGGCGGCGUCCACGGCGGUAACAUCCACGAGGAUAUUCUAGUCCUCGGUGGGCGGGAUGCCGAGCUUGGAUGGGAGGAUGUGUUCCAUGGCGACGAGUUCCGGGAACCGCCCUCGUUCCACGACGAGAUGGAGAAGAGACUGAAGAUGGACUAUUAA
Molecule: messenger RNA, 525 nt
Organism: Penicillium macrosclerotiorum
Lineage: Eukaryota; Fungi; Ascomycota; Eurotiomycetes; Eurotiales; Aspergillaceae
Product: proteasome maturation protein
Exons: 3
Coding region: 1-525 (174 amino acids)
Biological process (GO): proteasome assembly
Cellular component (GO): cytoplasm; nucleus
Source: RefSeq, a predicted model, not a curated record